Oncorhynchus keta (chum salmon) is the source of this 5905-nucleotide messenger RNA. Its product is annotated as C-X-C chemokine receptor type 3-like. Gene Ontology annotation, biological process: immune response; G protein-coupled receptor signaling pathway. The transcript has 4 exons. The record is from RefSeq and is a predicted model, not a curated record. NCBI's taxonomy places the organism in Eukaryota, Metazoa, Chordata, Actinopteri, Salmoniformes, Salmonidae. Gene Ontology annotation, molecular function: G protein-coupled receptor activity. Bases 3439 to 4569 code for a protein of 376 amino acids. Gene Ontology annotation, cellular component: membrane.
UAAGUAAGAUUAGGGAGGUAAGGCAAUAAAUAGGCCGUAGUGGCAAAAUAAUUACAAUUUCGCAAAUAAACACUGGAGUGAGAUGUGCAGAAGAUGAAUGUGCAAAUAGAGAUACAGUGGUGCAAAGGAGCAAAAAAAUAAAUAUAUAAAAAUAAAUAACAAUAUGGGGAUGAGGUAGUUGGAUGGGCUAUUUACAGAUGGGCUACAUACAGGUGCAUGAUCUGUUAGCUGCUCUGAUAGCUGAUGCUUAAAGAUAGUGAUGGAGAUAAGAGUCUCCAGCUUCAGUGAUUUUUGCAAUUCGUUCCAGUCAUUGGCAGCAGAGAACUGGAAGGAAAGGCAGCCAAAGGAGAAAUUGGCUUUGGGUGAAAAAUACCUGCUGGAACGUGUGCUACGGGUGGGUGCUGCUAUGGUGACCAGUGAGCUGACAUAAGGCGGGGCUUUACCUAGAAAGGACUUAUAGAUGACCUGGAGCCAGUGGGUUUGGCAACGAAUAUGAAUCGAGGGCCAGCCAACGAGAGCAUACAGGUCGCAGUGGUGGUUAGUAUAUGGGACUUUGGUGACAAAACGGAUGGCACUGUGAUAGACUGCAUCCAAAUUGCUGAGUAGAGUGUUGGAGGCUAUUUUGUAAAUGACAUCGCCGAAGUCAAGGAUCGGUAGGAUAGUCAGUUUUAUGAGGGUAUGUUUGGCAGUAUGAGUGAAGGAUGCUUUGUUGCGAAAUAGGAAGCUGAUUCUAGAUUUAAUUUAGGAUUGGAGAUGCUUAAUAUGAGUCUGGAAGGAGAGUUUACAGUCUAACCAGACACCUAGGUAUUUGUAGUUGUCCACAUAUUCUAAGUCAGAACCGUCCAGAGUAGUGAUGCUAGGGGGGUGGCAGAUGCGGGCAGUGAUCGGUUGAAGAGCAUGCAUUUAGUUUUACUUGCAUUUAAGAGCAGUUGGAGGCCACAGAAGGGGAGUUAUAUGGCAUUGAAGCUCGUCUGGAGGGUUGUUAACACAGUGUCCAAAGAAGGGCCAGAAGUAUACAGAAUGGUGUCGGUUGCGUAGAGGUGGAUCAGAGAAUCACCAGCAGCAAGAGCGACAUCAUUGAUAUAUACAGAGAAAAGAGUCGGCCCGAGAAUUGAACCCUGUGGAACCCCCAUAGAGACUGGCAGAGGUCCGGACAACAGGCCCUCCCAUUUGACACACUGAACUCUGAGAAGUAGUUGGUGAACCAGGCGAGACAGUCAUUUGAGAAACUGUUAAGGGAUUUUUUUAUCAAUAAUGACUAAUUAUGUAUACAUUUCAAUCAGGAUUGACUAAUCAGAAUACUAUUAUGUUACUGUAUAAGAUGUAUGAAUUGUAUUUGAAUCCUAGUACUGAAUACAAUGUGUGUAAUUAUAAUCAAGAAUUAGAACAAUGACUGUCUGUUCCUUGGUAGAAACGAAUGAACUUAUCGUCAGACUGGCUAGAAUGCUUAUCUACACAGGAAGACCUUGGCUCGGUCAUAAAUUAUCUAAAUUGGUGGGAGACGAUGUGGGAAGGCUUGAGAACUACACUGCCAUUGUACCGGAGUGGAGAAGAGACGGGGCAGUUCGAAAACUAAUGACGUCAUUUUCAGUUUAUGACCUGUGGUAAAUUGUAUCGUGUUCAGUACUCUCGAGAAUAAACGCUAGUGCUUGAUUUUGAGACUGGUCUCCGCCCAUUUUAAGCAAAUACGUUUCUUACAAACUUACAAACUAUUACAAACUAUUUAUUUACUACUUACAAACUAUUAAUGUAAAACCAUCUGAGAUCAAAAAAUAUAUAUUUAUGUAUAUACAAAAAUAAUUGACAAACUAAAGGGUGUGCAAUUCUGAGCCUUGUUUGAAGUCACCAGGUCACAUGACCAAGGAGCUAUUGAAAUUCUAAAAUGUGUAAAAUGCAUGUAAAACCAUGUGAGAUAAAAAUGGACAUACUCAAGGGUGUGCAAUGUGUAGGCCCACUGAGUGGACAUUCUGAAACGUGCUUGAAUUCACCAGAUCACAUGACCAAAGAGCUAUUGAAAUUCAACAUUUUGAAAAAUUCAUGUAAAACCAUUUGAGAUGAAAAUGGACAAACUACAGGGUGUGCAAUGUGUGUCUAUGCCAUCGGGUUAGCUACAACCAAUUUUGAAAUUGUUAGGAGUAAUGGUUAAAGAGCUAUUGAAUUUUGAAAAUGUUGAUUUGUCACUAUGUUGCCGGUCCCUAACUGCUGUUGGUGGAUGUAAGGAAAACUACAGGCGAAUAUCCGUCGAAUAUACAACCUGAAACUAACUUUACCUCGGUGCUAAUAUUGUGUCUUCAGAUCAGAGAAGGAGGAGAGGAGAUGAGAUGAGAUUUAGGGCAGGCGUUUUUAGUCUAAACUAUUGAGAUGGACUUGCUCCGCGAAUUUAUUAUAACUGAAGCACUAUUCUCGGGCCCGGAUGUAGCACAACUACCACGGUUGAACGGUAUGCAAACUAGAACUGUCUCCAACAUGUAUGUACAACAAUAUGUAUAGCAGUGCCGCCUACCAAUACAGAAGUGGAUACAAGUUUCCCCCGAAGUAACCACAGCUGUUGAUACCAGCAGUAUAUCUGCCAACCUGGUCUCAGAGCAUUACGUAUUAAUCUGUAUGUUCCGAAGCAGUCCAUUUCGUACGAUUUUUAUUUAUUUUAUUUUUAUUUAACCUUUAUUUAACUAGGCAAGUCAGUUAAGAACAAAUGUUUAUUUACAAUGAUGGCCUACCUCGGCGCCACUUGUGCGCCGGUCUAUGGGACUCCAAAUCACGGCCGGAUGAUACUGUAUGUUACGUUUUGUAUGCAACCAGUGAUCCAGGUCAACAGCAUCAAUGUAACAGUAUAACUUUAAACCGUCCCCUCGCCCAUACCCGGGCGCAAACCAGGGAUCCUCUGCACACAUCAACAACUGACACCCAGGAAGCAUCGUUACCCAUAGCUCCACAAAAGCCACACUACUUCAAGGUCUCAGAGCAAGUAACGUCACCGAUUGAAACGCUAUUUAGCGCGCACCGCUAACUAAGCUAGCCGUUUCACAUCCGUUACAUAUGUACUAUGUUAAGUCUUGUCUAUGAGACCAGGUUGCAACACAACACCUUCUGACAAAAUCCACUCUUGCCAGAUCGUGACUAUGUUUGCACUGCGCCCGCCAAGUACAUGUUAUUGACGGACAAUCUGAAGCUGUGGUAGGCCGUUACCUCUCUAAAAGUCCUGCAUCAUCCCCGUGACAUGCUUCACUUUUGUUUUGUGUGAACUGUUAGUUCAAGUUGUUCUCUCCUUCCUGCUCAGGGAAUGCAGCCAUUCAAAUAAACUGUCUGUUAUAUACUAGCUUUUUAUAGUGUAAGUCUCUCCCCCGUCUCUCCAAUGCUACUGGGACUACUGAAUGAUCGGCUAUUUUUAUUUUUAGUUGAACCUUUAUUUAACUACAGAACACGGUUUAUGUGACAGACAUGGAUUUGGACCUGGGAGGGAUAUUUCUAGAGAAUAGCACCUAUAACUACGAUGGGGACUAUGUUUAUAAAGAGGAAUGCUCCCCUGAAGAUGGCGUUGGAGUGCGUUUUGGCACGGUGUUCCUCCCAAUGCUCUACUCCCUGAUGCUGGUCCUGGGGCUAGUGGGUAACGUGCUGGUCCUGGUGGUUCUGGUCCAGAGGAGGCGGAGCUGGAGCGUGAUGGACACCUUCAUCCUGCACCUGGGCUUGGCCGAUACCCUGCUGCUGGUCACCCUGCCCCUCUGGGCUGCGCAGGCAGCUGAGGAAUGGAGCUUCGGGACCCCCCUCUGCAAGAUCACUGGAGCCAUGUUCACAAUCAACUUUUACUGUAGCAUCUUCCUGCUGGCCUGCAUCAUUCUGGAUCGCUACCUGUUGGUGGUCCACGCAGUCCAGAUGUACUCUCGCAGGAAGCCCUGGAUGGUGCAGGCCAGCUGCCUGUCCGUGUGGCUCCUCUCCAUCUUCCUCUCCAUCCCAGACUGGCACUUCCUGGAGUCUGUGAGGGACACCAGACAAGACAAACAGAAGUGUGUCCACAAUUACCCGUCUCUCUCCCAGUCUGGGUUUGACUGGCGUCUGGCCUCCCGCCUGCUCUACCAUACAGUGGGCUUCCUCCUCCCCUCUGCCGUGCUGCUCUUCUGCUACUCCUGCAUCCUGCUGCAGCUGCAGCGUGGCUCCCAGGGCCUCCAGAAGCAGAGGGCCGUCCGGGUCAUCCUGGCCCUGGUGCUGGUCUUCUUCCUCUGCUGGACGCCCUACAACAUCACCUUAAUGGUGGACACCUUUCAGGGGAGGCCUGGGGAGCCUGUUUCUGGGUCCUGUGAGAACGGGAGGACAGCUCUGGAGAACAGUCUGGUGGUUACGUUCGCUCUAGCCUGCCUGCACGCUUGCCUCAACCCAGUGCUCCAUCUCGGACUGUGUAGAAACUUCCGGCGACGCGUGCUGGAUAUGGUGAGGUGUGUUGAGGGGGUGCAGAACGAUCCGAAACUCUCACUAUGGGAUUCAGGUGUGGUUGAAGACUCACCUGACCAAGCAGAGGAGAUGGGGACGUUGAACCCAAUGACAACCAUGGGACAGGUACAGUCCACCCAGAGCUGAUGGGUAGGAAGAGGAUCCUAAUGACUAAUAUAGUAUGUCUUCCUGCCUUGAGGGGAAGUUGUAUGGGUCUGGGGACUGGUGGAUGACCGUAACCUGGGUCAUGGGACUGGGGGCUGGUGGAUGACCGUAACCUGGGUCAUGGGUCUGGGGGAUGGUGGAUGACCGUAACCUGGGUCAUGGGUCUGGGGGCUGGUGGAUGACCUUAACUUGGUUCAUGAGAGAAAGACAUGCAUAGUAGAAAGCCCCUUAUGUGGACUGCUUUCUUUGAAUUGCACUUUAAUGGAUAACGCUCAAACUAAAUGUAUAUUUGUAUAAAGUCAGUGGGUUGUCUGAUCUUCACAUUUUGUUUUACCUAUCGAUGUCGUCCGGCUCUGUAGAAUCUGUUGGAAAGAUUCAUGCAUUAAUUAUUCAAACCUAUAUCUAUUGUAUUAUUAUUUUUACAGAGCACUUCACUGAAUGUAAUGGAUUUUAGAGUAAACGAUGUUUUCAGCAGACACAUACAUCAUACAUUUAGAUUUUUACACUCCCCUACAUAUUUAUUUGGAAUGUGAAGCUAAAACAUUUUAUUUGGCUCUAUACUCCAGCAUUUUGGAUUUGAAAUCAAAUGUUUUGUAUUAGGCGAUGGUACAGCAUGUCACCUUUUAUUUGAGGGUGUUUUCAUACCUACUUGUUUUACUGUUUAGAAAUGAAUGCACUUUAUGUAUCUAGUCCCCCUAUUAGAAGGUGUCAUAAGUAUUUGGACCAAUUCACUUUAGUGUGUUAAAUUUACGUAGUCAAAAGUUGAGUAUUUGGUCCCAUAAUUCUAGGACGCAAUGACUACAUCAAGCAUGUGACUCUACAAACUUGUUGGAUGCGUUUGCAGUUUGUUUUAGUUGUGUUUCAGAUUAUUCUGUGCCGAAUAUAAAUUAAUGGUAAAUAUUGUAUUGUGUCAUUUUGGAGUCACUUUUAUUAUAAAUAAUAAUAAAAUAUGUUUUCUUCUAUAUUAAAAUGGCUACCAUGAUUACGGAUAAUUCUGAAUCAAUCAUGAUUAAUGAUGAGUAAGACAGUUACAGAUGCACAAAGAUCAUGCCCCCCAAGACAUGCUAACCUCUCGCCAUUACCAAUAACAGGGGAGCAUAGGAUUUUCUUAGGAAUAUGAUAUUUAUAUAUCUGUAACUUUCUCACUCAAUAUUAUUCACGAUUCAUUCAUAAUUAUCUGUAUGAAGAAAUCCCAACAUUUUCUCACAGAAUAUUACAUUUUUAGUAGGACUUGUAUAUAAUAAUAUUAUUAUUAUUAUUACUUGUAUAUGUUACUGUCCUAUUGUGUAACUAUAAUGUUAUAUUAAACAAGUAUAUC